CCGCUACAUAUCUAUAGUUUUUAAAUGGGCCAAAACUGGAGAAGCCCAAGAACUACCAUUGGCACUACCUUUUAUACCCUCAAACCCUAAAAUCAAUACAUUUACGGCGCUGCAGAAUUCUCUUCACUCUCCCGUCGUCUCCGUUCUCGUUUCAUUCCAUUUCCGUGUGAAAAUGUCGCUUGGAGAAACUGCUUGCUCAUACGCACUUCUCAUCCUCGAAGAUGAUAAAAUUGCCGUCACUGCUGACAAUAUCACCACUUUGUUGAAAAGUGCUAAGGUUGAUGUCGAAUCAUACUGGCCCAGCCUAUUUGUUAAACUUGCUGAGAAGAAAAAUAUUAAGGAUUUGAUUGCUAGUGCUGCUGGUAGUGGAGCCCCAGGAGCUGUUGCCGCUGCCCCAGUUGCUGCUGCCGGUGGUGCAGCUGCCGCUGCGCCCGUAGUCGAGGAGAAAAAGGAGGAACCCAAAGAAGAGAGUGAUGAUGACAUGGGAUUUAGCUUGUUUGAUUAGGUUCUGUUUUAAUAUAAUUCAGUCAAUUUUUGCUGUGGUACCUUUAGCUAUCUGAAUAUUUUCUACAAAUUUUUAGUUUUGUUAUCACUUGUGUCCAUUUGAGGAUUUGGCAAGUAAAUUUACAUUAUUCUGUCUUCUUUCACUGUUUUGUUUGAAUGUUUCACUAAUAUUAAAUCAUAGAUUUUGUCUGUUA
Molecule: messenger RNA, 698 nt
Organism: Lathyrus oleraceus (garden pea)
Lineage: Eukaryota; Viridiplantae; Streptophyta; Magnoliopsida; Fabales; Fabaceae
Product: 60S acidic ribosomal protein P1
Exons: 4
Coding region: 173-505 (110 amino acids)
Biological process (GO): translational elongation; cytoplasmic translation
Cellular component (GO): cytosolic large ribosomal subunit; ribosome
Molecular function (GO): structural constituent of ribosome; protein kinase activator activity; ribonucleoprotein complex binding
Source: RefSeq, a predicted model, not a curated record